CUUGAGACUAGGCUCGCUAUAUUAGAACAGGGAAAAGAAGAAAAAAGUAUUUCUACGGAAGAUGUUUUGCACUCCCCAGUAAAAUCUAACGAUACUCUCAAACAGAUAGUGCUACAAUGUGGUGAUACCCCGGCGGUCUUGCAAAAUAAGGAUGCUCCGACAUCUGAUGUAUCCAAUAAUGUUUCAAAUUCUGACGAAUAUCAGUCUCAAGUCUCCGAUUUAUCUUUGACUAUACCACCUAUAUGUGUAAAGUUUAAAUCAUCUGAAGAUAAAAGGAUUGAUAAUUUUCUGAAUGAAAAACGUAAUGAACAGAUUCGUAACGAAAUAAAAGAAAGGAAUCGGGAAAAGAAGCUAUUACAGAGUAAUGAAGCUUCCGCUUCUCAAGUCCAAAACUCAUAUUCGGAUAGCUCGCCAAAAUCUCAUGAUGAAUUACACGUCAAACAAAUUUCGGAAUCGCAAUCUAUUCCUAACACUCCUAAUUUACCUGAAGAAUCCUCAGAACAAAAUACGGACUUACAGAAAACAAAAAUCCCUGAAAUAGUCAUACAGCCUUUGAUAGAAGAAUUAAGAAUAGAACCUUUAGUGGAAGAUAUCGUUAAAGUUAAUGUAGAUAAAAAUUCUACAGAUAAACUAUCACUCGCAAUCGAAUUGGUUCAUCUAUUUGAAAAAAUAAGCUUGGCAGAAAAUAAUACUAAACGAGCCAAGGUGAAAGAAAUUACGAGCUGGUACCAAUAUAGAAAGCAUUUCGAAAAAAGACUUGAUGAUAUCUUAUCCGAAAACCAAAGAAAUGAUAAGAGAGCCUAUGAUUUAGCAAAUAAAAUUUGUUUAAGCUUAUAUAGAGCAUAUACAGAAGAGACUGGACUCAAUCCCUGGAUAAAGUCUGAAACUCCCGAAUCCCCACAAAUUGAAAAGACCAAUAAUCACCUUUCACAGGACUGUAUUAUCAAAAUUUCCAAGUUUCCAGAAGAGAAAGGUAUAAUCCAUGAUGCAUUACAUAAACAUUUCCCUUUCUUGUCCUACACUAAAUCAAAUGCAUGGUACCGAGAUAUUUUUAAAUAUACCAAUUCAGAAGCUAAAUGUCCGAUAUGUGAUGAAGUACACACAUGUUUAGGUAUGUGGAGUGACUGGAGCUGUCUAAGUACAAAUGAUCACUAUUUUCUUAAUUGCCCUUUUCGUAUCGAUCAGAAGAAAGUUAUAAUUGCUAUACAGAGCUUACCGAAAAGUGUGUUGAACAAAUCUCGAGAAACAGAACCUCGUUCACCAACUCAUCCAAACAAAAAUUGCUUUUAUCAGUAUGCCAUCGAAUAUGGAAUAGAUCUCAAGAAAUUUUCGGUUAUUACAGAGGCUAAGAAAAAAAGGUGGAGCAUAGGAUGCUUCCGUGAUGAUUUGGAAAGAGAUAUAUGA
This is a messenger RNA of Diversispora eburnea, 1404 nucleotides long. The record is from the annotation of a GenBank genome assembly. NCBI's taxonomy places the organism in Eukaryota, Fungi, Glomeromycota, Glomeromycetes, Diversisporales, Diversisporaceae.